Messenger RNA from Teleopsis dalmanni, 1726 nucleotides. RefSeq lists its product as uncharacterized. Lineage: Eukaryota; Metazoa; Arthropoda; Insecta; Diptera; Diopsidae. Gene Ontology annotation, cellular component: nuclear body. The coding region runs from base 77 to 1390 and encodes 437 amino acids. Gene Ontology annotation, biological process: positive regulation of DNA-templated transcription. The transcript is spliced from 7 exons. The record is from RefSeq and is a predicted model, not a curated record.
GUUCCAUACAAAAAGAAAUGUCAAAAUUUUAUUCAGCUGGACAUUGUGCGAAUGUUUGCGUUGUUUAUCAACUGAAAUGGAAUCGAAAAAGGCACGGUACAUCUGGGGAGAAACUGAGGAAAAGCUAUUGCUGGAUGUAUGGGAGAAGAAACUGCCUGACUUGAAGAAGACAUACCGGAAUGGCAAUGUCCUUGUGGAAAUAACAAGAAUACUAGCAAGCAAAGGUGUUUUUGCAGAUUCAACUGAAAUUAAUAAUAAAAUCAAAAAUUUAACUGCCAAAUACAGAUCUGAAAAGAAAAUAAUGGAUUUGAAUGGUGGAGCACCGUCGACAUUUAAACACUUCAACAGAGUGCAUAGCAUAAUUGAGUCGCAACCAUGCAACAAUCUUACACCCAAUAAUGAAAGUUUUAAUUUUCAAGAUUCGAUUCCAGAUGAGAUCCCCACGCCUUGUAUAUCAGAUAGUAUAUCAGAUGAUAUGGAAGCGAAAAAGGGGCGUCAUCUUUGGACAGAAUCUGACGAAGAUGUGCUGUUGGAUGUGUGGGAGUUUAAGUUGCCGGAACUGAAAAAAGCUAAAAGAAAUAGUCGUGUCUAUGGUGAUAUAUCAAAAAUGUUAGCAAGCAAAGGUGUUUUUGCGGAUGCAACUGAAAUCACUACAAAAAUUAAAAAUUUAACUUAUAGAUACAGGUCUGAAAAGAAAAAGUUGGAUUAUAAUAGCGGAGCUCCAUCAGCAUUUAGACACUUUUACAGAAUUCAUAAUAUAAUUGAAUCGUUUGAAUGUAACAGCCACACAUCCUCCAAUGAAAGUUUUGUUUUUAUUAAUCAAUAUCAAGAAACACAGUCGCAAUCACCUCCUCUCAUCUCGGAGCUGGAUAUAUCACUACCACUUAAGUCGUCACCAGCUACAGUAUCACCACCCAUGUCACCACCACCUUUAUCACCACCACCUUUAUCAGCACCACUCAUGUCACCAACAGAUAUAGCACUACCAGUCAAGUUAUCACCUGCAAUAUCACCACCACCUUUGGCGCCAUUAACUAUAUGGUUACCACAUGCGUCACCAACGGCCAUACUGCCAACAGCUAUACCACAAACAGAUAUAAUACCAACAGUUGUACCGCCAAUAUCUCUAUCGCCAGCAAUUAAAUCGUCACCACCUCCGUCUCCACAAGCUCAAACGCCGCCGCAACUUCUGUCCCCAGCAGCUACGUCGUCUCCAACACAAACGUCGGUUGCAAUAACAGCUGAUAGGCGAUUUAAAAAAAAGAAAAAGGAGAGGGAUGUGUUGACGUUGAUACAUGAAGAGUUAAAAGAGGCAAACAGAUUGGCAAGAGCGGAAUUAGAAAUGGAUAAAAAAUUUUUGGACAUACUGCAAAAAAUGUCCAACAGAUGAUAGUUUAAUUCAUUUGUAAAAUUUAUUGUUAUUAUAUGCAUAAGUAUAAGAUAUAAGAUCCUAGUGUUAUGUUUAGACUUAUAUUUACGAACCUCUUUAGCCUAUUCUUAUAUGGAUUUUGUUUGGGAAAUAGCACAUAUUGAUGUCGAGUUAGGUAAAAUAGACUAAACGUAACAGAAAUCUGCGUAUACACCAGUUAGAUUUUGACAAAACUUUUUUGGGAGAAUGCAAACUCGAAUUUAUAUGUGUAAGCGAAUAAGUGUAUAUGUCCAAAAAUGCCUACAGAAGUUAGGCUAGUGUAGACGUGGAGUAUAGAAGAAUUGUAGAAUUAGUUAA